GGGCCUGGGCGGCCGGCGUCACCGCGCGUGCGUCAGCUGACUAAGAGGCCGAGGCCGCCUUUGCUGCCGCACCUUCGGCGUUUGUCCUGCUUGUUGCCGCUGUUGCUGUCGCCGCCACCAUGGCUCAGUACAAGGGAGCCGCGAGUGAGGCAGGCCGCGCCAUGCACCUCAUGAAGAAGAGGGAGAAACAGCGCGAGCAGAUGGAGCAGAUGAAGCAGCGGAUCGCUGAGGAGAACAUCAUGAAGGCCAACAUAGACAAGAAAUUCUCAGCACACUACGAUGCCGUGGAGGCUGAGCUCAAGUCCAGCACUGUGGGCCUCGUCACCCUCAAUGACAUGAAGGCUAAGCAGGAGGCGCUGGUGAAGGAGCGAGAGAAGCAGCUGGCCAAGAAGGAGCAGUCAAAGGAGUUGCAGCUGAAACUGGAGAAGCUUCGAGAAAAGGAGCGGAAGAAGGAGGCCAAAAGGAAGAUUUCCAGCCUCUCCUUCACCCUGGAGGAUGAGGAAGAAGCUGGCGAGGAGGAAGUGGAGGUGGUGGCUCUAGAUGAUGAGGAACUGGAGAGAGAAAUGGCUACCAAGAAGAGGAAACUGGGGAAGAACCCAGAUGUGGAUACAAGCUUCUUGCCUGACAGAGACCGUGAGGAGGAGGAGAACCGGCUCCGGGAAGAACUGCGGCAGGAGUGGGAAGCCAAACAGGAGAAGAUCAAGAGCGAGGAGAUUGAAAUUACCUUCAGUUACUGGGAUGGCUCGGGGCACCGGCGCACUGUGAAGAUGAAGAAGGGGAACACGAUGCAGCAGUUCCUGCAGAAAGCACUGGAAAUCCUGCGUAAGGACUUCAGUGAGCUCAGGUCAGCAGGGGUGGAGCAGCUCAUGUACAUCAAGGAGGACCUCAUCAUCCCCCAUCACCACAGCUUCUAUGACUUCAUUGUCACCAAAGCACGUGGGAAGAGCGGGCCACUCUUUAAUUUCGACGUUCAUGACGAUGUCCGGCUGCUGAGCGACGCCACUGUGGAGAAGGAUGAGUCACAUGCUGGGAAGGUGGUGCUGAGGAGCUGGUAUGAGAAGAACAAGCACAUCUUUCCUGCCAGCCGCUGGGAGCCCUAUGAUCCUGAGAAGAAGUGGGAUAAGUACACGAUCCGGUGAGCAGGCACUGCUCUCGAUGUCACUACCAACUCCAGGAUUUGGAAUGCUGUUUGAUGGACUAGGCCUCUCCCAGCCCCAUGCCCACAUGCAGCACCCCUUUGCAGCUGGCACGUUUCAGCAGCCAAACUUUUAUAUGAUGUGAUUGAAAUCAACUCCAGACACAGCUCUCAGCUGCUUGAAAAAGUGUGAGGUUCCUGGCUGCUGCACCCUGUUAGCUGACCUAUUCACCCCUGCCACCCUCUACCCAACCUGGCUGGUCAUUGCUGAUAAAUAAAAUCUGAC
Messenger RNA from Suncus etruscus (white-toothed pygmy shrew), 1421 nucleotides. RefSeq names its product family with sequence similarity 50 member A (gene FAM50A). Gene Ontology annotation, biological process: chromatin organization. Bases 120 to 1139 code for a protein of 339 amino acids. The record is from RefSeq and is a predicted model, not a curated record. Gene Ontology annotation, cellular component: nucleus. The transcript has 13 exons. NCBI's taxonomy places the organism in Eukaryota, Metazoa, Chordata, Mammalia, Eulipotyphla, Soricidae.